Molecule: messenger RNA, 2614 nt
Organism: Nelumbo nucifera (sacred lotus)
Lineage: Eukaryota; Viridiplantae; Streptophyta; Magnoliopsida; Proteales; Nelumbonaceae
Gene: SVR3
Product: elongation factor family protein
Cellular component (GO): ribonucleoprotein complex; cytosol
Molecular function (GO): GTP binding; GTPase activity
Source: RefSeq, a predicted model, not a curated record
UGAGCUCCAAUGACAGCCUCAUUUGCCAAAUCCCCAUUUGCCGCUCUCGCUCUCUCACACUAACUCCAGCGACUGCGAGCAAUGGAGAUGGCGAUGAGCUUCCACAGUCCUCUCAAAUCGUCCCUCUCUAUCAACCACUCUCUCAGAAACCCUAAGCGAAGCUCCUCUUCUUGUCUCCUUUCUAAACAAUUUUUCGGCCAGAGCUUUCCCUCGUCACUAACUGCUAAAACCACUUUAAGUUUCGGUUCCUCUUCGAGUUCUUCCGGUCGUACCUCGAUAAAAUGUUCAGUUUCUGCUGCCACAGAAACUGCCACUGGGAAAAGAAGUUCAUUAAAGACAAGAAGAGACAUAAGAAAUAUUGCCAUAGUUGCUCAUGUAGAUCAUGGGAAAACAACCUUGGUUGAUGCAAUGUUGAGACAAGCAAAGGUCUUUCGUGAAAACCAAUUUGUCCAAGAAAGGAUAAUGGAUUCAAAUGAUCUAGAGCGUGAAAGGGGAAUUACAAUUCUUAGUAAAAAUACAUCAAUCACUUAUAAGGAUACAAAGAUUAAUAUAAUUGAUACUCCUGGUCACUCUGAUUUUGGUGGCGAAGUGGAGCGUGUUCUCAAUAUGGUGGAGGGUGUUCUUCUAGUGGUAGACUCUGUAGAGGGUCCAAUGCCACAGACAAGAUUUGUUCUAAAGAAAGCACUGGAAUUUGGUCAUGCAGUUGUUGUUGUUGUUAAUAAGAUUGACAGGCCUUCAGCUCGUCCAGACUUUGUCAUUAACUCCACUUUUGAAUUGUUUAUUGAACUAAAUGCAACAGAUGAGCAGUGUGAUUUUCAAGUAAUAUAUGCAAGUGGUAUCAAGGGAAAGGCUGGUUUAUCUCCGGAAAAUCUGGCAGAUGAUCUUGGACCACUGUUUGAAGCUAUCAUCAGAUGCAUACCAGGGCCACACAUUGACAAAGAUGGUGCAUUGCAGAUGCUUGUUACAAACACUGAAUAUGAUGAGCAUAAAGGACGGAUAGCUAUUGGGCGUUUGCAUGCUGGGGUGCUACAAAGAGGAAUGGAUGUGAGGGUAUGUACCUCAGAAGAAGAAUGUAGAUUUUCCAAAAUAAGUGAGCUUUUUGUAUAUGAAAACUUCAGUAGGGUUCCUGUAGAGAGAGUGGAAGCUGGUGAUAUCUGUGCCGUAUGUGGUGUUAGUGAUAUACAGAUUGGGGAGACAAUUGCUGAUAAAACUUCUGGGAAACCAUUGCCUACCAUUAAGGUUGAAGAGCCAACAGUUAAAAUGUCAUUCUCUAUCAACACAUCACCUUUUGUUGGCCGUGAGGGAAAGUAUGUAACUAGUAGAAAUCUGAGAGAUCGACUCUACCGUGAACUUGAGAGAAAUUUGGCUAUGAAAGUUGAAGAUGGUGAAACAGCAGAUACUUUCAUUGUUAGUGGGAGGGGUACUUUACAUAUCACCAUACUGAUAGAAAACAUGCGAAGGGAAGGAUAUGAGUUCAUGGUGGGACCACCCAAGGUUAUCAACAAGAAAGUGGAUGACAAGUUGCUGGAACCUUACGAGAUUGCUACUGUUGAGGUGCCCGAGGAAUACAUGGGACCUGUAGUUGAACUUUUGGGUAAAAGACGUGGGCAAAUGUUUGAUAUGCAAGGACUUGGGUCAGAGGGAACAACAUUACUUAAAUAUAAGAUACCGACUCGUGGCCUUUUAGGAUUGAGAAAUGCAAUUUUGACGGCAUCUCGAGGAACAGCAAUCCUCAAUACUAUAUUUGAUAGUUAUGGACCAUGGGCUGGAGAUAUUAGCACCCGAGAUCAGGGUUCUUUGGUUGCAUUUGAGGAUGGAACCACCACGUCAUAUGCUCUCUCUAGUGCACAAGAGCGAGGUCAGAUGUUUGUUAGCCCAGGCAUGGAAGUUUAUAAAGGCCAGAUAGUCGGCAUUCAUCAGCGACCAGGUGACUUGUCUCUUAAUGUAUGCAAGAAGAAAGCUGCAACAAAUAUACGUUCCAACAAGGAACAAACAGUGGUUCUUGAUACCCCUUUGGAUUAUAGUCUGGAUGACUGCAUAGAGUACAUUGAAGAAGAUGAGCUUGUGGAGGUGACUCCAUUAAGUAUUCGCAUGUGCAAAAACCCAAAACUAGCAAAGAAGAAGUGAAUACCUGGCGGAGAAAUGAGAUUGCGUAUCAACUGUCUUCCUACUAAACUCAGAUCAAUCACCCGCCAUUCCUUGGCAGUCAAACUUUAUCAACUUCAGUUGAUGCAAGAAUAUGCCAGUUCUCUCUUACAAAGAUUAGUGUAUGACAGAUUAUCCAUAUCAUAUUCACCAAGGAGAUGAAACUAAGAGACGCAUAGGGUGGUAUGAGACAAGAUUUCCCCCUGAUUUCUUGUGUAUAUAGCCAGUAUUGAAUCUCAAGAUCAUUCCCCUUCGGGAUCUCCAUUCUUAAGAACGUCGGAAAACUAAUCCUGGAACCACAGAAAUGAGAAUCUUCAUUAUUUAUUGUACUUCCUACCCAAAGAUGAUAAGCGUCAGAGUAAUUAUUAUUAUUAUUACUUUUCUAAAUGUGAUGCAGAUAAAGCAAGGAGACAUUAAAUUAUUUGCAGAAAUCAGUUUCACCUGUCAAGGUUGAUCAUAUUUUCUUUCC